Messenger RNA from Annulohypoxylon maeteangense, 1837 nucleotides. RefSeq lists its product as uncharacterized. The transcript has a single exon. The record is from RefSeq and is a predicted model, not a curated record. NCBI's taxonomy places the organism in Eukaryota, Fungi, Ascomycota, Sordariomycetes, Xylariales, Hypoxylaceae. The coding region runs from base 712 to 1503 and encodes 263 amino acids.
CUAGGAUGUCUUAGAAACCCGGCUUAUGCUCUCUAUCAGCUUUGGGUGACCCCCACUCACCGAGCCAGCCUUUAAACCAAUCCACACACCACCACGACCACUACGACCACUACUGACGCGUGAUGCUCUUUAUGGAAAUCAGCUUGGAGAUGAUUGUAGUCUGAGCCUUCCACGGCUUAGCCUUAGCCCUUGGAUGGCUUGGAAUUUGGAAGAGAGCGCCUCCGCUCACGAGCUCGAUCAAGGUUCCUAAGAGCUACAUACAUACCUUUCCCGCUGGGUCCCCCUCUUAAGCAUGACCACCAUCUUCGCUUGCUUAACCGAUCCACAAGGCAACCUUCUAAUCCGACCGGUGACUAACAUAUUGCUGCACACCUUCUGCCCACCUUCUGCCUAGUGGUAGUAUAUAUAUAUAUUACCAUUUCGCCGCCCUUGCGCUUUUCUCUCCUCUCGUGCCCUCUUUUGUGUUUCACGAUCUGUCGCUUUUCUCGUUUCGAGGUGGAUGGCUGGCUGGCUUCAUUAUUUCCACCUCUAGGAUAAAUUAGUAUCUGGGCCGGCUCGAGCCUGGCAACGUUCGUUGAUAACAUAAGGCUUUCUCUUUAGUUUCCUUCAAGUUGUCAACGUGAUUCUCUAGGAAUGAUCGCGCCGUAGGAUCCGAUCUUUAUCUCUACAUCCUUUAUUCUUCAACCUCAACACCUCUAAUAAUUUACUACUAUGCCUUUGUUGCCGACUAACAUUCCCACCCGGGGACAACCGGAGACGACUUGGCCGCCAAGCCCGAGUCGCCUCCCCCCGUCGUUGGAGGAUGAUACAAACUAUGACACCAACUCAACAGACGAGGAUGAAUUUGACGCUCAUUGGUCUCAUGAAAAUCCUAUGAUGUAUUUUCUUACGCCGCCGACCCCGAAAGAGGAGGAACUUGAAUUCGAUUUCGAGUUUGACGCCGGGAUCGAAGACUCAAAUCGGCCUAGAGAGAUCAUUCGUACCGUUUCCCCGUCCACUCUUGAUGGUCUUAGGAAAUACAAACCCAAGGACAAAUUAGCAGACUGCGCUGUCCUAGAUGACGAAGAUGAUAGCGAUGACGAGGAGGACUAUAUCCGAUUUCACCCUCACGGUCACACGUCUCUGCCGUUCGGGUUUGAAAAGUUCUUUGACCAGACGAGACCUACUUCUACAAUAACAUCUCAAACUACGGAGGCUUUACUAUCACCCGCCUCAUUUCACGUCGGAUCACCAAGCGGGCGUCCAUCGAGGCGUUUCGCACCACCGCGGCGAUCUCUCCGAGGGAGAUCGACCACCCAAUCGCUUCAACGACGUCAUUCAUGGCGUGAACCAAGCCCCGAUGUAUACUCCAUCGAGGAGGAGCCGGAAAAGGAAACGAUGAGUGAGAUGGGCUUAAGCGUCGAAGACCUUAUUGAUGGUCACGAUGGAAAGACGCAACCAAUAGAUAUACCGGCUGCAAAGCCAAGGAAGAAGGUUAGGUUCGUGUUACCGGUUAAGGAUUAAUAGCAUAUUUCAUUCGAAUCUACAUCGUCUCAAGGGGGAAAGCGGGAGGAUCAAAUCAGCAUACGAGCAUACAUGCAUACAAAUGGCGUCGUGGUUUCUUGCAUUUUCUUCAUUUCCGUUACAAUCAUGGUUGCAUAUCUAAGGUGUUGGGCAUAUCUAGCAUUGGCUUUUCGGAUUAUUUUGGGUCUUAGGGGGUGUUGCUUAGGGAUGGAAGCUCGUAAGGAGAUUCAAGCAGAUGACAAACUCAAACUAAUUUACCUCACUACCUACCUACAUACUAUUCAAAAUUUCCCCUUCCUUCUUCGCGUGAAUAGAUUUCUAAGAUUCUCAAUCA